AUGGAUACCAAAGCAGCAUCAGCGGGACCCGCCCCGACGCAUUUACCCUCGUCCACAUAUCCAGCGACGUCACCGUACUCGAAGGGUGCCCGGUCGUCGCAUCAGUAUUUUAGUCUAAGAUGGAACAACUACCAAUCCAACAUGACAUCCGUGUUUCACGAGCUGCUCGAAUCGCAAUCCUUCGUCGAUGUAACGCUCGCCUGCGAAUACAAUUCGCUGAAGGCACACAAGGUGGUGCUGUCGGCGUGUUCGGCAUACUUUCAGAAAAUUCUCCUCGACAACCCGUGCAAGCAUCCGACCAUCAUACUGCCGGCAGAUAUCUGCUUCUCCGAUCUGCAGUUCAUCAUCGAGUUUGUGUACCGCGGCGAAAUCGAUGUGUCCGAGGCAGAACUACAGAGUUUACUACGGACGGCAGAACAGCUAAAAAUUAAGGGUCUGUGCGAGGUGGGUGAACCACAGUACGAGCAGGAUUACUCGCCAGCGCUAAAACGUUACAAACCGUACCGGUCACGAUCGCCACCGGACAACCGGCAUCAGCACCAUCACCAUCAGCAACCACCGCCCCCACCACCACCACCGUCCGGCUCGUCGGGCACGAGUAGCGGUGGCCGAUCGGGAGGUUCUGGAGCAGUAGGAGGAGGAGGAGGAGGAGGAGGAGGUGGAGGAGGAUCACACGGGAGUGGUAGCGGUGGCAGUAACAAUAACAGUUCGUCUUCCUCCCAAUCGACGGGAUACAGUGAGAACGGCAAGGGCUGUGGUACGGGCAAGGGCGGUAGCGGCGGAGCUGGCGGCGGAGUUAUAGGAGGAAUUGGAUCGGGUGCAGGACGUAGCCUUUAUCAUCCUUCCCAGCAUCAUCACCCGCUGCACCACCAUCACCAUCAUCAUCAUCCGCACCUGCAUCAUCUGCAUCACGGUGGUGACACGCGAACCGCUGGCGGCCAUCUUGUCGAGGAGGACGAUGAUGGAUCACCGUCCUCAGUGUUAGUGGUCGAAACGCACGAUCUAAGCACGUCCGGUUCGAAGGACAAACAUUAUCAGCAGCACCAUCAUUCGUCGCAGCACCAGCAGCAGCACCAUCAUCCUCACCAUCCCCAUCAUCCGCCUUCGCAGCAGCAUCCCCUCGGAAGCAAAAUGGCCAGCCUAGGGAUGGGCGUUGGAAUAAAUGGUUCCGUUAUGGGCGUACCUAUGGGUUAUUUGGACUUUGCACCAGAGCCUCCAGCACCGACAGCGACACCAGUGACAGAACAUGUGGACAUUAAUUGUGCGCCUAGUAGCCACGAUACACGUGAUCUGUCCAGUAAGUAUUCUGUGCCAAACGAUGGUGAUUUACGAGUGAAAUUCGAAACGUUACGUUCGCUAGAUCCUCCCAAUGCGGUUCAACUGGACAAUCACGCUGUCAGCCAUCAGCAGCAGCUCCACCAUCAGCAGCAACAGCAGCAAGCCCAACAGCAGCAGCUUUUGCAGCAACAGCAUUUACUACAACAGCAGCAGCAGCAGCAGCAGCAACAGCAACAAAGACAGACACCUCAGCCAGCGGGAGCUCAACAGCAGCAGAACGAUCAGCGGCACUCGCCACCACACAUGCAACAGCAGCAGCAGCAACAGCACGUGAUGCUGAUCGAUCAGCAACAGCAACACCAUCCAACAACGCAUAGCCCGGCAUCGAGCGUAUCGUCCUCAUCAUCCAGCCAGCAUCCGGAGAAUUUAGUAACCGGUAGCGGUGGUGCCGCCGGAUCCGUAACACCGGGUCCCGCCACCAACAACAGCAACGGAAAUGGCGGUGGUCCGCCGGCGAGUGGGGAUGACAUGAAGCCGAGACUGAAUCUGAAGCAGGAAAAUCUUAGCGAUGGCGGUGCCGACCAACAUCAAACGAUGGAGGUCGAACAGGAUCAAUCGUCGAUGCACGGCAUGGUGGUGACGCCGGAAAUUUCGGGCAUCAUGAACCAGAGCCAAAUGAGCGAUAUGUAUCAGUCGGAUGCAAGCGAAGACUCGAAGGUUGGCAUACUGGAUGGGUCGUCGAUACAGUACACAAACCUGACGAGUCCGAACGAAGCAAAAACGCCUACCGGACCGAAAACAUGGACUGCAGAAGAUAUGGAAUCGGCGCUGGAAGCGCUACGUUCACACAACAUGAGCUUGACAAAGGCAUCCGCUACGUACGGUAUUCCAUCGACGACGCUGUGGCAACGUGCGCACCGGCUCGGUAUUGAUACGCCGAAAAAGGAGGGUCCGUCUAAAACGUGGAACGAAGAUUCGCUCAACAGCGCACUGGAAGCGCUGCGGACGGGCACGAUCUCCGCCAACAAAGCGUCGAAAGCGUUCGGCAUACCGUCGUCCACGCUGUACAAGAUCGCGCGCCGUGAAGGCAUCCGGCUGGCGGCACCGUUCAAUGCGGCACCCACCACCUGGUCCGCGGAGGAUCUGGACCGUGCCUUGGAAGCGAUCCGCGCGGGGCAAACGUCAGUACAGAAGGCCAGUACGGAGUUCGGUAUCCCAACCGGUACGCUGUACGGGCGCUGUAAACGCGAGGGCAUCGAGCUGUCGCGUUCCAACCCGACGCCCUGGUCGGAAGACGCAAUGAUGGAGGCCUUGGAGUCCGUAAAACAAGGGCACAUGUCGAUCAAUCAAGCCGCCAUCCACUAUAAUCUACCGUACAGCUCGCUGUACGGUCGGUUCAAACGGGGCAAGUACGAUACGCCCAGCUCGGGAGGCGGCGGCGGCGGCGGUGGCAGUUCGUCUAAUGCUGCUGCUGCUGCUGCUGCUACCGGUGGUGGUGGUGGCGCGGGCAGUGGCGGCAGUAAUGGUGGCGCCAACGCCACCAGUGCCGGUACAGGUGGCAGUAAUGUUGGCGGUAGUCCCCAGAUGGAGUUUAAGAUAGAACCACAGCAUAACGAUCAUAGUCCAGAGAACACGCAACAUUACAAUCCUGCACUAUCGGCUUCCUCGACACCUACAAGUAACACACCGACCCAGCAGCAGCAGCAGCAGCAGCAGCAGCAACAGCAACAGCAGCAGCAACAGCAACAACAACAGCAACAACAGCAGCAGCAGCAGCUUACCCACCAUUUAGUUCAACAGUCUCCAUCGGUACUACCGGUCAGCAUUCACAUCGUCGAUGCGGCCCAUCAUCAUCUUACGCAUCCACAUCAGCAACUACACCACCAGCAGCAGCAGCAACUUACGCAGCCGCAGCACGUGGUGGUGGCGCAACAUCAGCAGCAGCAGCAGCACCAUCAUCUGCACCAUCAGCCACAGCUAAUACAGCAUCACAUCAUUCCGCAGCAGCAUCACAUCAUCUAUCAGCAGCCGCUGCAAUCGAUCCAGCAGCAGCCCCAGUACCAUCCGAUGUACCACAUCAUCAAGCAGGAAAAUGAUAGAAGUUGAAAGCACCGGCGCAC
Anopheles marshallii is the source of this 3398-nucleotide messenger RNA. It is a transcript of the gene psq, whose product is annotated as histone-lysine N-methyltransferase Suv4-20. Gene Ontology annotation, molecular function: protein binding; DNA binding. Bases 1 to 3384 code for a protein of 1127 amino acids. The transcript is spliced from 9 exons. The record is from RefSeq and is a predicted model, not a curated record. Gene Ontology annotation, biological process: regulation of transcription by RNA polymerase II. Lineage: Eukaryota; Metazoa; Arthropoda; Insecta; Diptera; Culicidae. Gene Ontology annotation, cellular component: nucleus.